Oryza brachyantha (malo sina) is the source of this 2054-nucleotide messenger RNA. RefSeq names its product serine/threonine-protein kinase BSK5. Lineage: Eukaryota; Viridiplantae; Streptophyta; Magnoliopsida; Poales; Poaceae. The coding region runs from base 311 to 1786 and encodes 491 amino acids. Gene Ontology annotation, biological process: brassinosteroid mediated signaling pathway; protein phosphorylation. The transcript has 10 exons. The record is from RefSeq and is a predicted model, not a curated record. Gene Ontology annotation, molecular function: ATP binding; protein binding; protein kinase activity.
CAGCAGAAAGCAGGGAAGCGGAAAGCCCACCACCUUCCUUGGAUCCACAACCCAAACACCCCCCACCCCACCCCCACACACGCCUCCCUCUCUCUCUCUCUCCCCCCUCGCUUCUCUCUUCUUCCAACCCCUCGCGUAUUUUAGUCUUAGUCUAUUCGAGUCCUACCAGUAGCUUAGCUAGCAGCCGAGCCGGUGGCGUGGUGGUGUGGCGGUGGAGGUGGUGGUGGUGGGAGGAGUAGCGGGAGUACGCCGGGAGGAGCCGUUGCUGCUGCGAGGGUCGGGCGGGCGAGAUCUAGGAGCGGAGGCGGCGAUGGGAGCUCGCUGCUCCAAGCUCUCCGUGUGCUGGUGGCCGCCCCACUUCAAAUCGCCGAUGCUUGAGAAUGGCGCCGCCGCGGACGACGGCAGCGGCGUGCCGGUGUUCGCCGAGUACAGCCUCGACGAGCUCCGGGUGGCCACCGACGGGUUCUCCCCCGAGCGCAUAGUGUCGGAGCACGGCGAGAAGGCGCCCAACGUCGUCUACCGCGGCACCCUCUUCAGCACCGGCCGCACCGUGGCCAUCAAGCGCUUCGGCCGAUCUGCCUGGCCGGACUCCCGCCAGUUCUUGGAGGAGGCGAGGGCUGUCGGGCAGCUGCGGAGUGUCCGGUUGGCCAACCUGAUCGGCUGCUGCUGCGAGAAUGGCGAGCGGCUGCUCGUUGCUGAGUUCAUGCCACAUGAGACCUUGGCAAAGCAUCUCUUCCACUGGGAGACAAAGCCAUUGAGCUGGGCAAUGAGGGUACGUGCUGCUUUCUACGUGGCUCAGGCAUUGGAGUACUGCAGUACAAAAGGGAGAGCUCUCUACCAUGAUCUGCAUGCAUAUAGAGUUCUGUUUGAUGUGGAUGGUAACCCCAGACUGUCGUGCUUUGGUCUGAUGAAGAACAGCAGGGAUGGGAAGAGCUAUAGUACCAAUUUGGCUUUCACACCUCCUGAGUACCUUAAGACUGGCAGAGUGAUUCCAGAGAGUGUGGUGUACAGUUUUGGCACUAUCUUGCUUGACCUCCUAAGUGGAAAACAUAUCCCUCCAAGCCAUGCACUUGACCUUAUAAGAGGAAAGAAUUACCUCGUGUUGAUGGACUCUUGCUUAGAAGGCCAUGUCUCCAGCUCUGAUGGAACUGAGUUGAUACGAUUAGCAUCCCGUUGCUUGCAGUAUGAAGCUCGUGACCGGCCAAACCUGAAAUCAGUGGUUUCUGCUCUUGGAAACCUCCAAAAAGAUGCUUCUACUCCUUCACAUGCUUUGCUAGGCAUACAACAUGAUAAGGAAAACACGGAGCAAAUUUCUUUAUCUGCUACAGGGAAAGUUUAUGCUAGAGCAGACCUUGAUGAGGUUCAUGAGAUGCUGGAGAAUGAUGGAUAUUGUGAGGAUGAAAGAGCAACCUUUGAGGUAUCUUUCCAUUCCUGGACUGGCCAAGUAUCUGAUAGUAUUCUUGUCAAGAAACAUGGAGACAAUGCUUUUCAAUCCAAGGAUUUUGCGACUGCGGUUGAGUGUUACUCAAGGUUCAUUGACACGGGUGCAAUGGUGUCUCCUACCAUGCUGGCGCGACGAAGUUUCGCGUACAUGGUGCUCGGCAAACUGCAAGAAGGCCUCUCGGAUGCAAAGAAAGCAGCAGACAUAUCUCCUGAGUGGCCUACUGCACACUACCUUCAAGGGAUGGCAUAUCUCGGCAUGGGAAUGGAGCCUGAAGGGCACGAAGAACUCAAGCAAGGCGCCACUUUGGAAGCUGAAAGGAAUGCUAGAACUAGAACUGUAUAGCCCUCAAAACAUGAUGCGAUGCCUCCUCUUCUGUACCUAGAUCGCCUGCAUUUUGGGUGUCCUCCAGUGCUUUGCCACCAAUAGGGCUGUUUUUUGGUCUUCCCUAACUUGUAUUGGUAUUUCCCCCAGUGGUUUUACAACUCCUAGGUUGGCUGUUAUGACACCUCCAAUAUAUUCAUAAGUACAAAAAAUGGGCAACUAGCAUUGAAAUAGCAGACCGUGGCUGUGAGAUUGUAAAGCUUUAAUGUUAUUUCCUCAAAUUCAUGUA